Messenger RNA from Carassius auratus (goldfish), 2960 nucleotides. Its product is annotated as palmitoyltransferase ZDHHC17-like. The coding region runs from base 49 to 1917 and encodes 622 amino acids. Gene Ontology annotation, molecular function: palmitoyltransferase activity; protein binding. The transcript has 17 exons. The record is from RefSeq and is a predicted model, not a curated record. NCBI's taxonomy places the organism in Eukaryota, Metazoa, Chordata, Actinopteri, Cypriniformes, Cyprinidae.
CCUAAAUGAGUUUUUUUCCCGUGAUGCUCCGCGUGGACGAGCAGCAAGAUGGCAGACGAUCUGGAUGAAUUUAAGAAGGAAACUGGAUGCGUCCCGAUCCUCCAUCCCGAGGAAAUUAAACCCCAGAGUCAGUAUAAUCAUGACUACAGCGAGAGCGUCAGCCGCAAGAGCCAUGUGGACGACUACAGCACUUGGGACAUCGUCAAAGCCACCCAGUAUGGGAUAUUCGAGCGAUGCCGUGAGCUGGUGGAGGCCGGAUAUGACGUGCGUCAGCCGGAUAAAGAAAAUGUCACACUCCUUCACUGGGCGGCAAUCAACAACCGCAUAGACCUGGUCAAGUACUACAUAUCUAAAGGUGCUAUAGUGGACCAGCUGGGAGGAGACCUCAACUCUACACCACUGCAUUGGGCUACAAGACAGGGCCAUCUCUCCAUGGUGGUGCAGUUGAUGAAGUACGGUGCUGAUCCUUCUCUCAUCGAUGGCGAGGGAUGCAGUUGUGUGCAUCUGGCCACUCAGUUUGGACACACCUCUAUUGUGGCGUAUCUCAUUGCCAAAGGACAGGAUGUGGAUAUGAUGGAUCAGAAUGGCAUGACCCCUUUGAUGUGGGCGGCGUAUCGGAUGCACAGUGUUGACCCGACACGGCUGUUGCUGACGUUUAACGUGUCGGUGAAUCUGGGUGAUAAGUAUCAUAAGAACACAUCUCUGCACUGGGCAGUUCUGGCUGGAAACACUACAGUCAUCAGCCUGCUGUUGGAGGCUAAUGCUAAUGUGGAUGCACAGAACAUCAAGGGGGAAACGCCGCUGGAUCUGGCCAAACAGAGGAAAAAUGUGUGGAUGAUGAAUCAUCUGCAGGAGGCCAGACAAGCCAAAGGUUACGACAGUCCCUCGUACCUGAAGCGACUCAAAAUGGACAAGGAGUUCAGGCAGAAGGUGAUGUUGGGAACUCCGUUCAUGGUGAUCUGGCUGGUGGGAUUUAUCGCCGAUCUGGACAUUGACUCCUGGCUCAUCAAGUGUGGGAUGUAUGCAUUGGUGUGGCUCGUCGUGCAGUUUCUGUCUAAGUCUUUCUUCGAUCACUCCAUGCAUAGUGCUCUUCCUCUGGGCAUCUAUCUGGCCACUAAGUUCUGGAUGUACAUCACCUGGUUUUAUUGGUUCUGGAAUGAUCUCCCUUUCGUCACCGUCCACCUGCCCUUCCUGCUCAACAGUCUGGCUCUCUUCUACAACUUUGGCAAGUCAUGGAAGUCCGACCCUGGUAUCAUCAAAGCAUCCGAGGAGCAUAAGAAAAAGACUAUAGUUGAACUGGCAGAAACAGGCUCUCUGGAUCUCAGCAUAUUCUGCAGCACCUGUUUGAUACGGAAGCCAAUCAGAUCAAAACACUGCGCUGUUUGCAAUCGAUGCAUCGCCAAGUUUGAUCACCACUGUCCAUGGGUCGGGAACUGCGUAGGAAGUGGAAACCACCGUUACUUCAUGGGCUACUUGUUCUUCCUGUUGGGCAUGAUCUGUUGGAUGAUAUACGGUUGCAUUUGCUACUGGAGGAUUCACUGUGCUACCAGUUACACUAAAGAUGGCUUUUGGAUCUACAUCACCCAGAUCGCCACCUGCUCGCCGUGGAUGUUCUGGAUGUUCAUCAACAGUGUGUUUCACUUCAUGUGGGUCGCUGUGCUCAUCAUGUGCCAGCUCUAUCAGAUCGCUGUUCUGGGCAUCACUACAAACGAACGCAUGAACGCCAGAAGAUAUAAGCACUUUAAAGUUACAGCCACAUCCAUCGAGAGCCCUUUCAAUCACGGCUGUAUAAGGAACCUCAUAGAUUUCUUCGAGCUGCGCUGCUGCGGUCUGCUGCGGCCCGUGGUGGUAGACUGGACGUCCCAGUACACAAUAGAGUACGAGCAGACGUCCGGCUCAGGAUACCAGCUGGUGUAGAGCGGUGACAGAGCGAGAGAGAAGACGGAGAGAGAGAGAGAGAGAGAAGAGGGGAGAGGUUUUCCUGAAGUGCUGCUCAACCGGGACCAUCUCCUUCACCGAGACUGCAAACCUCACCCAGUCAGGAUAACGCAUGCUGUCACCAACUCCACCCGAGACGCAGGGACACCAGGAACAGGAAGAGGAGGAGUUUAGUGACAUCAGAGGCGGAUGCAGUACAAACGGCUCUCCUCAGUUGGUCAGCAGAGGCGUUUUGUUGUUUCGCACAUCGACUGCUUUUCGUUUACCUUGGUUUUCUUCCUGUGACCCCUUUUUUGUUUCUUUUAAAGUGAAAUCGGAUCUUCGUCGUCCUAAUUCAACAUGGACCUUUGUGUAGGAAUGAGAAUGAGCAUAGCUUAACAAUCAGACGAAAUAUAGCGUUUGUGGUUUUAAGGAAUUGUUCUGGCCAAAAUUAGACUUUUUUUUUUUGUAUUAUUAUUCAUGUCACUUUAAACCUAUGUGACUGACUUUCUUGCAUUGAACACAAAAAGAGAUAUUUAGCAGAAUGUUCAGGCUGCUCUUUUCCAUAUAAGUAGAAAGCAAUACGCAUAUGUUUGGAACGACAUGAUGAUUAGUAAAUAACUGUAGCUGAACGAUUCCUUUAAGCUGCCUUGAUUCGUCUGAUCGUGACACGCAUUCAUACGACUAGAGAGAUGCCCAGUUUAAAUAAUGUGACUUAACAUAUUUAUUUUAACCUAUUUAUGUAGUAUUUUUCGAUAAUAUAGUAUCAUGAGAUAAUUUUACAUGUCUUCAUUUUGGGAUUUGCAGCAUGUAUAAUAGUUUAGCAGGGGCGAAUCCGACGAAACGUGUCAAGAAGAUGAAGCCGGGUCAUAUUUCACCCAAAAAAAGAAAAAAAAAAUUAUAUUUUGUUUAGAGAAAAUGAAGCCUGGUUUUGCAUUUUAUUAUCGUUUUCAUGAUAAUUAAUUCCAACUUUGCCAUAAUUCAAAUUAACAUCUUGCACAAAAACCUCCUCAUUACUGUAUUUAAUUAUCAAAAUAUUUAUA